Sorghum bicolor (sorghum) is the source of this 2248-nucleotide messenger RNA. Its product is annotated as pentatricopeptide repeat-containing protein At1g62260, mitochondrial. Gene Ontology annotation, biological process: RNA modification. NCBI's taxonomy places the organism in Eukaryota, Viridiplantae, Streptophyta, Magnoliopsida, Poales, Poaceae. Gene Ontology annotation, molecular function: RNA binding; protein binding. The record is from RefSeq and is a predicted model, not a curated record. The transcript has 2 exons. The coding region runs from base 341 to 1960 and encodes 539 amino acids.
AAACGCAGAGCUGCAGGAUGAAAUUCAGAAUAGUUGUAGGAUCUGAACUUUUCCUGAAUUCAAACAUGUUUGGUCAGCGAACCCAAGAAGCACAGCACCGUCUGAAAAUUCACAUGGAACAAGACACUCGCAGUUGGCACGCUCCCGAUUUCAGUUUCAUGCUUUCAGCACACGAUCCGGCACAAUGCGAAUGGCGAGGCCCAUCGGAUCGCACCCUGGAAUCGCAGACGCCGAUGAGCCACUGAGUCGGUGACCCCAACAUCCCGUGUCAGCGACCCAAUUCGUCCACCCCGGCCUUCUCCCGCCGCCGCCCCCGGCGGCCGGCCGCCGCAGCCUGCCUAUGAGCAUCCAACUCUCAUCCCGCCUACCGAGCCUCCUCAAGGACUGCGCCAGCAAGCGGCAGUUCGACCAGAUCCAUGGCCUGUUCGUCACCUCUCCCUCCCUCCGCCGCCUCCUCCCUGGCCUCCCGGCGCUGCUCGUCCGCCGCGCCACCGAGCUCGGCGACACGGCCCACGCGGACUUGCUCUUCUCCUCGUUCCGGGAGACCGAGCCCACCGGUCCCGGCGCGGUCGCGCUCUACAACGCCAUGAUCCGGGGGUGCGCUUACCACGGGCCCCACGAGGGCGCGCUCGAGCUGUUCGCCGAAAUGCCGCGCCGUGCCCGUGGGGAGGGCCUCGCCCCGGACAGCUUCACCUACCCGCACGUUGUGGACGCGUGCGCGAGGCUGCGGAUGUGGCGGGCCGCCGAGGCGGUGCACUGCCGCGUGCUCAAGGAGGGGCUCGCCGCCGUGCCAGCCGUCAGCAGCUCGCUGCUCGCGUUCUACGUCGCCCGCGGGUCGCUGGGUGACGCCCGGCGGGUGUUCGACGGCUUCCGUGACAAGUCCAUCGGCCUCUCCAACCGGAUGGUGUCGGUGUACGUCAGGGCCGGAGACGUGACGAGCGCGCGGGAGGUGUUCGACGCGAUGGAGACCAGGGACGUCGUGUCCUGGAACGCGAUGCUCACCGCGUACGUCAGGACGGCGGACAUCGUGGCGGCCAAGGAGCUGUUCGCGGCGAUGCCGGUGAAGAACGUCAUAUCGUGGACGACGAUGAUCAGGGCGCUGUCUGACGCGGGGGAUUUUGCCGGCAUGAGGGGACUGUUCGACCGGAUGCCUGAGAGGAACCUGGUGUCAUGGAACUGCAUCCUCUCGAGUUACACCAGGCACGGAAGAUUCUGGCAGGCGCUCCAGAUGUUUCCCCGGAUGCUGCUUGAAGGUCUCAACCCAGACAGCUUCACCGUCGUCUCGGUUCUCUCGGCUUGCGAGAACUUGAGGAAGCUGAGGCUCGGCAGAUGGAUCCAUGCAAACCUAGUGACUCCGGCGCUCCAGGUCCAUGCUGAGGUUGGAACAGCCUUGGUGGAGAUGUACGCCAUGUGCGGCGAUGUGGCCCGGGCAUUCGUUGUCUUCCUCAAGAUGUACAGCAAGGAUGUCUUCUCGUGGAACGUUAUGAUCAGAGCCCUCGCUGUGCAUAGACGAGCUGACGACGCGCUCAGGCUGUUUGGUGUCAUGAGGAAACAAGGGUUCGGGCCCAACCAUUUCACCUUCAUGGGCGUCCUGCUGGCGUGCAGCGGCCAUGUCGACGAAGCCGUGACCGUGCUGCAGGGCAUGCCUUGUCGACCUGAUUCUGACGUCUGGAGGGCGCUGCUUGGCGGGUGUAGGAUUGAAGCUGACCUCGGAUCAGCCAAGGAGGCGAUAGCAGAUGGGCAUGUUUGGAUUCCUUGCCGAGUACUGUAUCGCCUCACCGAGCUAGACAUCCAAACUGGCGGCAUGUUCCACAAGAGAGCCAAAUCGGCUCUCCCGGGUCGGCAAGAAUCUCGGGGCCUGUGCCAUCCGGGUGAGACGAGGCGAGGGAACCUUGCGAAAGUUCCAAGCACGCCCGUAGUGGAGUCAGCUGGUAAUGAGAUGUGUGUGUCAUUGACAUGAACUCAGAUGCUGUGUAUGACAACCUUGAUUUGACUGUCGAAUAAGCUGACUCUUUUGGUUUUCUUGGGUCCGGUUUUGACUCUUUUUGUUUUGACUGAAAUAUGAAAACUCACAGGAAGUUUUCAUGGUUCGUUCCUGAAGGCUUGCAAUGGCAAGUGCGUAGGCAAGGUCGCAAAGAGAGAAAUGUGGCUUUGCAGUGCCAAAUUGGGCUGCUGCUUGCCUGCUUGUACUUGGGAAACACAAGUUAGGCCUUGUUUAGUUCGCAAAAAUUUUCAAGAUUCUUCGUCA